Molecule: messenger RNA, 1512 nt
Organism: Vicia villosa (hairy vetch)
Lineage: Eukaryota; Viridiplantae; Streptophyta; Magnoliopsida; Fabales; Fabaceae
Exons: 2
Coding region: 1-1512 (503 amino acids)
Source: RefSeq, a predicted model, not a curated record
AUGCCUGAUCCCUUCAAGAACUCCAGUAAGUCUGAAGCUGCUCACACCUCUGGUCGUGACCCAACUGAAGAGGAGAUCAACAAGGAUGUACAAGGAAUUGUUGAGAAUACCAAUGUUACUAAGGAUGUCAAUGACAUCGAAGAUAAUGAGCAUCCUGAGGCCAAUAUUGAAACUGGUAUUAAUGUGGUAGACUUAGAUGAAUAUUCUGACAACGAAUUACUUACCUCCUUGAAUCCAAGUGUAGCCAACAGGCUAAUGACAAGAAGAAAAGGCAAAGAUGUUUCCCAAAGAUCUUCUAAAAGGAGCACACAAGUGAAAAGUCCUGCCAAAGAUGCUGCCAGGAAGAAGAGUACUUCUGCUAGUCCUAUCAAGAGCAAAGUUGUAACUAAGAGUACAGGGGUUGGUCCAUUAAAAUCUUGGAGCAAGGUUAUUCCAAAGAAAAGAAAGGAGCGGGAAAUUGUUAAACCUGAGUCUGAUGUUGAAGUGAAUGUUCCUGACAUCCCAUCAAGGAAGAAGCCUACAACCAGCAAGCUUGCUGCAAGUAUACCUGAAGUUCCUAUUGAUAAUGUGUCAUUCCACUAUGCCUCUAGCACCAGUAGGUGGAAAUAUGUACUCCAAAAGAGAUUAGCUGUUGAAAGGGAAUUAGCUUCAAAUGCUCUUGAGAACAAGGAGAUCUUAGAUCUAAUUCAAGAAGCUGGUCUAUUGAAGACUAUUUGCAAUCUUCCCAAGUGUUAUGAGAAGCUGGUCAAAGAGUUUGUGGUGAACUUAUCUGAAGACUGUGGAAACAACAGGAGUGUGGACUUCAGAAAGAUGUUUGUGAGAGGUAAGUGUGUACCAUUCUCUCCGUCUGUGAAUAAUAAAUUCUUGGAAAGAAUAGAUGAAGCUCAAACUGAGCUUGAAGUAACAGACAACAAAUUUUGUCAAGUGAUCACAGCCAAGCAGGUAAACAACUGGCCCCUAAAAGAGAAGCUAACUGCAAGUAAGUUGAGCAUCAAGUAUGCAAUGCUUCACAAGAUAGGAGCAGCUAAUUGGGUAUCAACGAAUCACAAGUCCACUAUUUCAACUGUGCUUGGCAGAUUUCUGUAUGUUGUAGGAACAAAGGCAAAGUUUGAUUAUGGAACGUAUAUUUUUGACCAAACCAUGAAGCAUGCUGGAAGCUUCAGUAUUAAGGGUCCAAUUGCUUUUCCAUCCCUCCUGUGUGACGUUGUCAUGACAUCGGCUGAAACUUCCAAAUCUGGAGCAUCAGUCAGCAAAGUAGAAAUCAUAACGAUGUUAAAAGAGACUUGCAAAGAGCUGGAAUCUAGAAAAACAUCUCUUGAAAAGAUGAUAAGUACUCUGGAAAUGGAUGAGAAUGAGGAAUUUGCAGAUACUAAAGAGAUGGGAGAUAAAGAUGAACAAGAGAAGGAAGGAGAAUCAGAAAAAGAAUUGGAAGAAGAAAGUGCCAGUCCGGCUGAUGGAUCUGAGAAAGAAAGUUCUGCAGACACAUCAAGUGAGUCUCAAUCUGGGCAGUAA